AUGGACAUCGACAGCGACGGAAUCGUAGAGCGAGCCGUAGCUUGUGCCCAGGCUCUCAAGGAUGUAGUCAAAGGUCUUCCAGCACAGACCUUCGGAGGCGACUUGGGACGAGACUUUAUUCUCGAGGCGUGUGGCCGGGCUGAAGGCUUUGAACCACGUCUAUGCAAUAUCGACUUUCCGCCCGAUUUUCUACCAGGCUCCCGACUGCCUCGAAAAGUAGUCGGUAUCUUAGGAGGUACCGGUGUUGGUAAAAGUAAACUGCUCGUCGAACUGCUUGGCAAGAAUGUCCUACCUACCAGCGGUAACAAACGUGGAACCUUCUUCCCCACAAUCAUAGUCUACCACCCCCUCCCGACGAUCGAAGCUGCAGUCUCUUUCAUGAGCAAGGAGGACUUCGAGAAGCACGUUGCAACCGCAAUUGAUAUUGUCAAGCCCGAUGAUAGUGGAACGGAACUCGUAGAGGUGUCGCUGAAACGCGACCCAUCGUAUUCUUUGCUCACUGAAGCGCUCCGGCUCGACCGUCGGGCUUUUCGCGAGGAGGGUGUGACUGUCGAGACUAUACUGGACAAGCGUCCCGAGGUCCGAGAAGUGCUAGGCCGCACAGAUCGCAUCACAGCCGACAACGAGAAGAAUUUCCUGCGUGACACGGUCAAGCGGUAUAACCGCAGCACAGGUCACUCUCAGUACAAGCCCUGGCCACUAGUGAACCUCAUGGUCAUCAAGUGCAACGCCGAGAUACUAUCCAAAGGCGUUGUGUUGGUCGACCUUCCUGGGUCCCACGAUGUCAGCGCUACCGUGCAACGGGCAACGGAUUCGUUCAAGGACAAGCUCCAGUUCACCUUGGCCACGGCGCGCGUGGAUCGCUCUCAGGAAGACGCCAGCCUGCAAGGUCCUAUGGACGACGAAGUGAUCCGCCAACAGCGCAUGCAGAGCGGCUCUGAUGGGAAUAACGUGGCUGGUGUUGAUCCAGUGUGUGCUAAACGACCCUCGCCAAUAGCGCCAGCUCUCGCUGUCAUUAUCACCAGGUGUGAUUCAACCACGAACGUCAAGCUCGAAGAACUCGAACAGGACGACGAGAUUGGCUCGCUAUUAGCGGGAAACGUGCAGUAUUCGACACUUAGUGCGCGUUCUGAGGAAAUACAGACCCGUAUGGAGGACAUUCAAAAUGGAAUCGGUGACGAAAGCGACUCAGACGGGCCUCCUGUAUCAGAGCGCGAAGGUGUCUCUUCACACCCUCUCAAGCGCUCACAGCCGGAUGAUUCAGCCAAUCCUCCAUCCGCCAAACGCCAGAAGACUCAUACCGCGGAGGGAUCGACUAUGAACGAGCCAACGGGCGCCGAUAGCAGUAGCCAGGAUAUGGAUGUGGACGAGGGAAUGCCGUUGUCGGCGCGUUUGAAUGCUUGUGACAAGAGGCGCAAGAUCAUAGCCUCCGGAAUGCGUGCGCAGGUCAUCUGCAGAGCCAUCAGGAAACAGUAUCAGACGAAGGCGGCAGCUGCCUUGCAAGGGGAUGCCGCACCGUUGCCCGUAUUUGCGACUAGCGCGGAGGACUUCUCCGUCAUGCAGAGGGACAUCCUUCUCGGCACAAUUGACGCAACUACAGAUCCGAAGAGGACAGGUGUACCUGCCGUGCGAGCCUUCGUCCGCAGUCUAGGCGCUCGCGAGCAGUAUGCUGCUGCUUUGGAACUCGUUCAGUCUCUUCUCGUCCAAGUGACAUCCGUCUUGAACUUCUUGAGCGCGAUCGAAACACAGGAUGAAGAGGCCACAAUGCCGCAGAAACGCGCGCUGAUGCAGAACUGGGCAACUCAGGGUCCCACUGCGGGAACAUCUAGUCAAGGCAGCGCUUCUUCAGAACCGCAAACUACACCUGUGUCUGCUGGAGGUAUCCGGGCUCGACUUGAGGAGACGCUCAGGGUGGCUUUGCAUUCAGAAAUCCAGCGCGUUCAUCGCAAGCUCGAUGACUUGGCCUCCGCUUGCGACCGUCCACUCACUGACCUGACCUGUGAGCACGUACCACAGAUCACGAAAGAAAUCAUAGAAUGCAAACAGCACUGGGCUACUUGGCGAGCCUUUCUCCGUCACAAUGGCGUCUACGGCAAAGACAACUGGAACCGGAGUCUCGCCCGUCCGCUCGUCAAAUCGAUCAAGGCGCCGCGACACGACAUGUACAAUCAAUGGAACAAGGUUGUCCUGCCCAACAUUCGGAACGAACUCAUACAAGCUGGCGCCCAAAUCUCGAAUGAUAUCAUUGGAUCGACUGAUGGUUACGACGCGGCGCUGGUUGCGAGUGUGAAGGAGCAUGUCAACAGGGCGAGGUCCAUCAUCUUCGACGCGCCGGAGAAGCUCAAGAAGAUCGUCACCGCUGAGAUUCACGAGACAGAUGAGCCCCAGUCACGAAUGCGCUCACUCUCCGUCGCUGUCGAGACUUGUCUUUCGGCGAUAUAUGCGAGGGCAUACUCUACGUUUUCGGGCAGGAAUGUUACCGCAAGGCAGAAGACGUUCAUUGAGGAGGCCAUCAAUGAGAAGGCGGAUACUAUGUUCGCAGAGAUCGUCAAUAACUUCUUGCGAGCGCGGCGGGAUACUAUCGACAGGGUUGAAAGGAAGCUGAGAUUGGCUUUGGAACGUACGGCGAAGCAGGCUGAGCUCGCGAUCUCACCGGUUUGGGCUGUCGUUGGCCAUGACGCUGCACAGAUUGCGGCGCGUGCACGGGCGUCAGAGUCCGUCUCGGCUAUCCGCGAACGGCUGCUCGAGAUGGAGCGUACUCUGGAGGAUGCGCUCGAACGCGUUGAGAGGAACAUCCCUUCGUGCUAUCCGGCUCCCACGAUACCUGACUCCGAAUGA
Molecule: messenger RNA, 2838 nt
Organism: Peniophora sp. CBMAI 1063
Lineage: Eukaryota; Fungi; Basidiomycota; Agaricomycetes; Russulales; Peniophoraceae
Source: the annotation of a GenBank genome assembly